Messenger RNA from Tachyglossus aculeatus (Australian echidna), 1701 nucleotides. RefSeq names its product DNA meiotic recombinase 1 (gene DMC1). Lineage: Eukaryota; Metazoa; Chordata; Mammalia; Monotremata; Tachyglossidae. Gene Ontology annotation, molecular function: double-stranded DNA binding; DNA strand exchange activity; ATP-dependent DNA damage sensor activity. Gene Ontology annotation, biological process: mitotic recombination; DNA recombinase assembly; chromosome organization involved in meiotic cell cycle. The record is from RefSeq and is a predicted model, not a curated record. Gene Ontology annotation, cellular component: condensed nuclear chromosome; nucleus. The transcript is spliced from 13 exons. The coding region runs from base 1 to 1029 and encodes 342 amino acids.
AUGAAAGCCAUGGAGGAUCAGGUUGUGCAGGAAGAAUCUGCAUAUCAGGAUGAGGAGGAUUCUCUAUUUCAAGACAUUGAUCUGUUACAAAAGCAUGGCAUUAACAUGGUUGAUAUCAAGAAGCUGAAAUCGGUGGGAAUCUGUACUAUCAAAGGGAUCCAGAUGACAACAAGGAGGGCCCUAUGCAAUGUCAAAGGCCUCUCUGAAGCCAAAGUGGACAAGAUUAAAGAGGCAGCCAACAAACUCAUUGAACCAGGAUUUGUGACUGCAUUUGAGUACAGCGAGAAGCGGAAAAUGGUUUUCCAUGUCACUACUGGGAGCCAGGAAUUUGAUAAGCUGCUGGGCGGGGGAAUUGAAAGUAUGGCAAUUACCGAAGCUUUUGGAGAAUUUCGCACAGGAAAAACCCAGCUUUCACAUACUCUCUGUGUGACGGCUCAGCUUCCAGGAGCAGGCGGCUACCCAGGGGGGAAAAUUAUUUUCAUUGACACGGAAAAUACUUUCCGUCCAGAUCGCCUUCGAGACAUUGCUGAUCGCUUCAACUUAGAUCACGACGCAGUACUGGACAAUGUACUCUACGCACGAGCAUAUACCAGUGAACAUCAGAUGGAGCUACUCGAUUAUGUAGCAGCUAAGUUCCAUGAAGAGGCUGGUAUCUUCAAGCUACUGAUCAUUGACUCAAUAAUGGCACUGUUCCGCGUGGAUUUCAGUGGUCGGGGAGAGCUGGCUGAGCGGCAACAGAAACUUGCUCAGAUGCUGUCACGGCUCCAGAAGAUCUCAGAAGAAUACAAUGUAGCUGUGUUCGUGACCAACCAGAUGACUUCUGAUCCAGGAGCGACCAUGUCCUUUCAGGCAGACCCUAAAAAGCCCAUUGGGGGCCACAUCCUGGCACAUGCUUCAACCACAAGGAUCAGUUUGCGGAAGGGGAGAGGAGAACUGCGCAUUGCCAAGAUUUAUGACAGCCCUGAGAUGCCUGAAAAUGAAGCCACCUUCGCAAUAACUGCUGGAGGGAUUGGGGAUGCCAAAGAAUAGGUGGAGGAUGUGGGGGGGCACGUCGAUUGCUCGUCAGGCUUUCCAAGGAGCCAGAGCAAUGGAAAGAAAACCACACAUUUUCAGAGCACCAUUGAUGGACUCAGUUUUUGUUUUGUUUUUAUUAUUUCAUCCGGGGAGGGUGUUUAAAGAAGGGAAGAUAGUAAAAUGGAUUACAAUUUUACUGAUUUUAAGAGCACCCGAUUUACUGAAUUCAUCCUGUAAUAGGGUGCCUCCAAGGAAGCAGAAAUUCAGAGACAAGAAAUAAGAAAUUCAGAGCCUUUGCCCUUUGCCAGGGACACAUUUUCUGUAAAACUGAGUGUGAGUCUACCUUCAAAGUGGGAAAGGUUUGCAUAUUUUGGAAAAAGAUGCUUUCUAAGUUCUGGGAGGAAAACCCUAUUUAUUUUCAAUCACAAAUAAAGCUGCUCACAUCGUUUUAACAGCAACAAACAGAUGGAAUUAGCAUUUUUGGCCAUCUGAUUUCUGGCUCCAGCAACUUUUUAAAGAGCAAUCAAUACAUUGAGAUUCAAAGAGCUAGGGAAAGAGGGGAGUUGAGCAUUUGGCAGUAUUAGGUCUGGGGAACAGCAUGAUUUGUUUUUUCAGGCUUCAAAAGUUCUAACUUCAACAGAUGAUUUCAGUUUUAAAUGCUUUUGAAAUACUUUGAAUGUAUUAUUU